Staurois parvus is the source of this 461-nucleotide messenger RNA. The record is from the annotation of a GenBank genome assembly. NCBI's taxonomy places the organism in Eukaryota, Metazoa, Chordata, Amphibia, Anura, Ranidae.
ACCGGGGCCCCCGGGGCGGGGCGACAGGCACCGGGCCCCCAGGUCGGGCGCGGCGGUGCGCCGGACCCCCAGGCGCGAGGCCGACAAGGCAUCGGGCCCACCAGGCGGAGACCGGCGCGGCGCCGGACCCCCAGUGUGCAGCGGACAUGGUAUACGGGCCUCAGGCGGAGCGACAGGUCCUCAGGCCCCCAGGCGGGGGCGGGAGGUAUGACAGCGGGCCCCGGGGGACCAGGCAUCAGUAUUUGGGUCGCCACGGGGACCGCGUCAUCGGGAAGGCAUGGGGACCCAGUCACCAGGUACACACGGGGUCUGGUCAAUUGGCACGAUAGGGGGACUGGAUCAGGUACCGGAUCACUGGAUAACAGCGGGCAUCGAGUCAAUGGCCUAUAGGGUCACCGGCUGGAUCAGUUCAUCAUGCUGGGUAAGGCAUCGGUGAAUGCCGCGUCCGGCUGAGUAGAGGG